AUGAUGUAUGAUAACAUGGGAGAGCACUCAAAAGCACUUUCAUCGUUAGAAAGAUCACUUGAAAUCCGAAAAGUAGCUCUCCCUCCUAAUCAUCCCUCCUUCGCUACUUCCUACAAUAACAUCGCCACGGUGUAUGAUAACCUGGGCGAGUACUCGAAAGCACUUUCAUGGUACGAAAAAUCACUUGAAAUCCAAAAAAUAGCUUCCCAUCAAAAUCAUCCCUCCUUGGCUACUUCCUACAACAACAUCGCUAUGAUGUAUGAUAAAAUGGGUGACUACUCGAAAGCACUUUCAUCGCACGAAAGAUCACUUGAAAUACGAAAAAUAGCUCUCCCUCCGAAUCAUCCCGACUUUGCUCAAUCCUACAAUAACAUCGCUUCAGUGUAUGAUAACAUGGCCGAGUACUCGAAAGCACUUUCAUCGUACGAAAGAUCACUUGAAAUAAAGAAAAUAGCUCUCCCUCCGAACCAUCCCGAUUUGGCUAGUUCCUACAACAACAUCGGUAUGGUGUAUUCUCACAUGGGCGAGUACUCGAAAGCACUUUCAUCGUAUGAAAGAUCACUUGAAACCCGAAAAAUAGCUCUCACUCCGAAUCAUCCCGACUUGGCUACUUCCUACAACAACAUCGCUAUGGUGUAUGUUAACAUGGGCGAGUACUCGAAAGCACUUUCAUCGUUAGAAAGACCACUUGAAAUCCGAAAAGUAGCUCUCCCUCCGAAUCAUCCCGAUCUGGCUCGUUCCUACAACAACAUCGCUUCAGUGUAUUCUCACAUGGGCGAGUACUCGAAAGCACUUUCAUCAUACGAAAGAUCACUUGAAAUCCUCAAAAUAGCUCUCCCUUCGAAUCAUCCAGAUUUGGCUUCUUCCUACAACAACAUCGCUUCAGUGUAUUCUUACAUGGGCGAGUACUCGAAAGCACUUUCAUCGUACGAAAGAUCACUUGAAAUCCUCAAAAUAGCUCUCCCUCCAAAUCAUCCCGACUUUGCCCAAUCCUACAACAACAUCGGCACGGGGUAUUCCCAAAUGGGUGACUACUCGAAAGCACUUUCAUCGCACGAAAGAUCACUUGAAAUACGAAAAAUAGCUCUCCCUCCGAAUCAUCCCGAUUUGGCUACUUCCUACAACAGCAUCGGUAUGGUGUAUUCUCACAUGGGCGAGUACUCGAAAGCACUUUCAUCAUACGAAAGAUCACUUGAAAUCCGAAAAAUAGCUCUCCCAUCGAAUCAUCCCGAUUUGGCUACUUCCUACAACAAUAUCGCUUCAGUGUAUGAUAAAAUGGGCGAGUACUCGAAAGCACUUUCAUCAUACGAAAGAUCACUUGAAAUCCUCAAAAUAGCUCUCCCUUCGAAUCAUCCCGAUUUGGCUUCUUCCUACAACAACAUUGGUAUGGUGUAUUUUCACAUGGGCGAGUACUCGAAAGCACUUUCAUCGUUAGAAAGAUCACUUGAAAUCCGAAAAAUAGCUCUCCCUGCGAAUCAUCCCGACUUGGCUACUUCCUACAACAACAUCGGUAUGGUGUAUUCUCAAAUGGGUGACUACUCGAAAGCACUUUCAUCGCACGAAAGAUCACUUGAAAUACGAAAAAUAGCUCUCCCUCCGAAUCAUCCCGACUUUGCUCAAUCCUACAACAACAUCGCUUCAGUGUAUUCUCACAUAGGCGAGUACUCGAAAGCACUUUCAUCAUACGAAAGAUCACUUGAAAUCCUCAAAAUAGCUCUCCCUCCGAAUCAUCUUGACUUGGCUACUUCCUACAACAACGUCGCUAUGAUGUAUGAUAAGAUGGGCGAGUACUCGAAAGCACUUUCAUCGUCAGAAAGAUCACUUGAAAUCCUCAAAAUAGCUCUCCCUUCGAGUCAUCCCGAUUUGGCUACUUCCUACAACAAUAUCGCUUCAGUGUAUGAUAAGAUGGGCGAGUACUCGAAAGCACUUUCAUGGUACGAAAGAUCAGUUGAAAUCCGAAAAAUGGCUCUCUCUCCGAAUCAUCCAGACUUGGCUCAAUCCUACAACAACAUCGCUUCAGUGUAUUCUCAAAUGGGCGAGUACUCGAAAGCACUUUCAUGGUACGAACGAUCAGUUGAAAUCCUCAAAAUAGCUCUCCCUCCGAAUCAUCCCGAUUUGGCUACUUUCCACAAUAACAUCGGUAUGGUGUACUCUCACAUGCGCGAGUACUCGAAAGCACUUUCAUCGUUAGAAAGAUCACUUGAAAUCCUCAAAAUGGCUCUCCCUUCGAAUCAUCCCUCCUUGGCUACUUCCUACAACAACAUCGCUUCAGUGUAUGAUAGGAUGGGCGAGUACUCGAACGCGCUUUCAUCGUACGGAAGAUCCCUUGAAAUCCGGAAAAUAGCUCUCCCUCCGAAUCAUCCCUCCUUGGCUACUUCCUACAAUAACAUCGGUAUGGUGUAUGAUAACAUGGGCGAGUACUCGAAAGCACUUUCAUCGUACGAAAGAUCACUUGAAAUCCGAAAAGUAGCUCUCCCUCCGAAUCAUCCCGACUUGGCUAGUUCCUUCAAUAACAUCGCUUCAGUGUAUGAUAACAUGGGCGAGUACUCGAAAGCGCUUUCAUCGUAUGAAAGAUCACUUGAAAUCCGAAAAAUAGCUCUCCCUGCGAAUCAUCCCGACUUUGCUCAAUCCUACAACAACAUCGGUAUGGUGUAUUCUCACAUAGGCGAGUACUCGAAAGCGCUUUCAUCAUACGAAAGAUCACUUGAAAUCCUCAAAAUAGCUCUCCCUCCGAAUCAUCUUCACUUGGCUACUUCCUACAACAACGUCGCUAUGAUGUAUGAUAAGAUGGGCGAGUACUCGAAAGCACUUUCAUGGUACGAAAGAUCAGUUGAAAUCCGAAAAAUGGCUCUCUCUCCGAAUCAUCCCGACUUGGCUACUUCCUACAACAACAUCGCUUCAGUGUAUUCUCAAAUGGGCGAGUACUCGAAAGCACUUUCAUCGUACGAACGAUCAGUUGAAAUCCUCAAAAUAGCUCUCCCUCCGAAUCAUGCCGAUUUGGCUACUUUCCACAAUAACAUCGCUUCAGUGUAUGAUAACAUGGGCGAGUACUCGAAAGCACUUUCAUCGUUAGAAAGAUCACUUGAAAUCCGAAAAGUAGCUCUCCCUCCGAAUCAUCC
This is a messenger RNA of Rotaria sordida, 3119 nucleotides long. The record is from the annotation of a GenBank genome assembly. NCBI's taxonomy places the organism in Eukaryota, Metazoa, Rotifera, Eurotatoria, Philodinida, Philodinidae.